AUGUCACUGCGUCGUUCGUUAAGCUUGCUUGUUACAGGGAUUGGCUUCGCCUCGGCACAGGGAGAGGGGGAUGCGUCACUAUUUGGCAAGGACGGUGACCCACCAGGCAAGGUUCAGCAGACGAUCAAGGUAAAAAUGCUUGUUACAACACCUUGUUAUUUUUGUUUAGCAUUAAUUGCUUGUUGUUAUAGAUACCAGUAGAACGACCCUGAAGAUUCUUGUUCUGAAGAGACUUCUUGUGCUUUCAUCUCUUAAACCUCAAGCCGACAUUACAGUCACGAGAACAACAAUUCACCUGAUCAAUCAUGAUCUACACUCUUCUCCCGCUAACAGAUAGAAGCUCCCCAAGUGACAGAGGAGGACCAGCAUGGGUAUAACAUGCCCAAAAUGUACAUGUGUGAGGCAUGUAGGUCAAUUGUAUUCCACGUCAACGCGACAUUGACCAAGAGGUCCGGACCAUCGAAGAAGAAGCUUAAAGAGUGGGAGUUAGAAAGCGUUUGGGAAGAAGCCUGCAGCGACAAACAGUACGAUGGAUAUGGGAUCAAGCUGUUGGGAGGUACAGUAAUUAUGGUGCAUUAGAGCUAGAAGCUUAGCAAUGAGAAGUUGUAGGAUCUUACCAAUUAUGGCAAUACCUUCUACGCUAUCUUUAACCUAGUACCACGAACCGUGGUCAUUAAACAUGAAUUAUGAAAUUAUACUGAAACUGAAUGAAAUGAAAACUUGUUCCAAGGAGAAUGAUUAUACUGAAUUCAACAAUCAGAACAUCAGGUAAAAACGUUUUAUCCGGACCUGCGCUUGCUCAAGAGCAUGAGAAGUUGGCUGCAGGAGAGGCCUCUAUCCAAAUGGGAGGUGACAAUUGGAAGAAGAGGUUAGCUGAGGAGUGCCGCAAGCUAGUAACAGACGAAUUCGAGGAGGAGAUGUACCCAAUGUGGUUGGAUGGUAGGCUGACGUCGUCAGAAAUCUGUGUGCCAAAGCACUGCAGCGCAGAUAAAGCAUCUCCGAAGAAAAAGAAAGCAAAGAAGGAGAAGAAGACGGAGAAGAAAGAAAGUAUUUUUAUUUUUUGGGAGUUUUUAUUUUUGUGUUUGUCACACUCACAUGAUUGAUGUACAUGACCAGACUAGUGCAACUUCAAGGAUAUCUACAUUCUUCAGGAUGCUUCGUAUUUCCCUGUGCUUCUAUUAAUAUUAAAAGCAACGAUUCUUUUCGUCACCACGAAACUCUCCCAGACGCAUAGACAACACCGAACCAUCUACUGAUCUACCACCAUCUUCAGAGCCAAAGAAGAAGCCCGCCGACCCGGAGAAAUCCAAGAAGGUUUCUGUAGAGGGCUAUCUCGCGAAAUUGGCCAGGGCAAGAGGAGAAGAAGCGGCCAAAUACACCAAGACGCGCACCGAACAAGAAUGGGUCGAUCUGUUUUACAGCGGUCUCCCACAGAUGCCUGGCAUUGUGCCAGCUGCGACAAAGGGAGGAGAUGAAUUGUAGAGAGGCAAAAUGAAUAGAGCAGACGAUCAAGAUAUUUAUUAUAAAUUUAUUAUGUUCUUUGAAGAUGAAUAACUGUAAAAUAUUAGUAAGGUGACUAAUAUAGUCAACACGCGGAUUCGAUUACUGUAAAAUUUUAAAGGAAAACAAGAUCAAGAUCAGGAUGGAUCCACGAUAACCUGUCAAAAAAUGCUAGGAUGCUAGUACCAGCAACAGCAUCUUUACAACCUGGAUGCGCAUGUUUUUGAAGAAGAAUUCAUAUUUAGCGGUCAAGGCAUCCCCUCGACUAGGACCCCGCAUACACCUUCGCCUUCAUGAUGUACUCUUGAUACCAUAGAGUCGUAUACCUGCCUAUCUCUCCCUAUGGCAAAUCGCGCGAGGCGCAGAAACUUUUUCUUUUUAGUAUGGACACAUCUACACUGAAUGCCUUUCACUACUCGCAUGUGAUAUUUUGAAUCGAUCACGACCAAGCUUGAGCAUGAGUUUUGCAGGACGAAAGUCUGUGGAACAAAACCGAGGGAUACUGUGUCGGGUAUUAUAUCAUGAGCUUGGUGCACGUCUCGGU
Amoebophrya sp. A25 is the source of this 2044-nucleotide messenger RNA. The record is from the annotation of a GenBank genome assembly. Lineage: Eukaryota; Dinophyceae; Syndiniales; Amoebophryaceae.